CGCCGAUUUUAGACUUUGAAAAUCGGCCUGUGAACUAGUCUUUGAAAUCCUUACUCGCGAUAUUUUGCCAAGUCGGUUCACCGUUUGCGUGUGCGUACGCAAUUUUUGCAAUGAAUCGUGGACCUCCUGAGCAGAGAUUGUUGUUUAAACGCAUUUUAGUUCCGGAGGGCAAUCGUAUCUGCCAAUACCCACCGUCCCUGACACAUCAAUUACGAGUAGACACUGUAGCUAAUGGUUUCUGAAGUGCGCACGAACGUCUGGGUUUACUAAAGGAAUACAGUCCACGAAUUGCCUCAUCGCUUCAGGUUAGAUUUGGACUAUUGUGCUGAUUUUUAAGAUUACGUAUCUCUGUUUGUGUAAUAUUCUAUACAGUCGGUUAAAUGGAGUAUUAAGUAAACUCGAAUGUUUUAUUUGUAUUGGUAAGAAUGGUGUUAAUUUGAGCUAGUUAUAUUAUACUAUUAUAAUACUCCUUAUCUAUUUGAACACAUUGUUGUUAGAAAACUCUUUGAGUACUUUUUGUACAGUUCAACUUUGACUGUUCUGUUAGUAUGGGGGGCACUUAUGCAUUAUAAUUAAAACGUGAAAGAGAUGGCGUAGAAUUUAUACUAUGACAUGUAUCGUGCAUGAUAAUAUAUAUAAGAGCGUAUUCACAAGUAAAAUCGUCUGGCGUUAGACAGAGGCUAUACAGCAUAGCUUUCCGUAGCCGGGCGCGAUAAAACGCCUAUCCGAUACGGAAUGUACAACUUUCAGAAGCUGAACGAAACAACAUCUCUCCGUUGCAAUAAUUUCUCUGAAAAUAGCGUUACAGAUAGGUGUUUUUUUUCACGUCGCUACCGUACGUUAACCGGUAUACACUGUGAACAUAGCCCGAGUAAAAUAGCUACUAAAGACAGUAUCGUUCAUCUUAUGUCUUAUGACAAACUUUUCGUGCAUGAAAGAUUAAGGGGAUGGUUGAUAGAUUUCAACUACUAUAAAAUAACCCUUUCCCGUGUGAGCCUCAUCAUUCCAUUGUGAAGUAAAAUAAUUUGGUUAUAGCCAGAGUGAAAUAUUAAAACACUGUUUAAAUUGUUGUUGCUUUGUUUUAAUACAAAUCUGCUUUUAAUGACAGUACACAUCCGUGAUUUAAUGUGACAUUCAUUCCACAUUUGUUGCGAUUCAUGCCAUUAUUAUGAUGUGUUUUCAAAGGGUGGUUCGGUCAUUAUGAUAGUGAUUGUAGAUUUUUAACCGCAAUUCAUGCGCAUUAGUGCGCGCUGAUGGCCUUAAAUCGCGCUUUAAUAACAAUCUAAAGUGUGGAAACGACGUCUGUGCCGAUUAGAUUUGAAUGUAACUGAAUUGCGCGCGUUUGUAUGUAUCUGUUUUUAAACAACCACAAAUGUUAAAUAUUUGGUCUGGGGUCAGAAUCGAUCCCACGAUCCAUCUUGAAUCGUUUUACCGACUACGACUUAUUACCCACAAAAGUACAGCUUAAUAUUACGCAUACUAUAGGCACGAGUUUUCUUUUGCGAGCGAAUUACGCAAAAUUCGUCUGGUUACAUUUAAAGUUAGCUGUGCACGAAUGUAGCUACGUUAUUGUUUAUAAUGGCUGGCGCACAUGAAGAUUAUAUCCCAUGUUUCGUGUGCGAAUAUAUUUCUCUUUGAUCUUGAUUCCAAGCGCAAACGUAAUCCUUAAGUUGCUUAACCCUAUUGCGCCCGAGUGCAAUAAUGAGCCAUAUUUCUCACUCGAUAAUAAUUUUUGUGACCCGAAAAUUGGGAUUUCCGUAUACUGUCUGAGAGGCUUAAGGUCAGGGCAUUAUAUAACUUCGGAAAGAAUAAGAAUAAGUUAAGCUUAGAUUUCCCCUUUAUAAAGAGGUACAUUUCGUAAUAUUUUUCUAGUUUUCAGCACUCGUCAAGCUAAAAGGGUCAUUGACUGAUAUUUUUGGAAAUUGAGUUGGAGUGAUGUCCACACAGGACAAAUAGAAAACAAUUUUACAACAGUAGGAAUCGUAACUGAAAGCUAUAUCAAUAUCUUCCUACCUUAUCUAUCUAUCUACCUAUCUACUUACCUAAUUAUCAAUUAACCUAUCAUCAACCUAUCUACUUACCUACCGUCCCACCCAUUCCUUUCACCCAUCUACCUACCUCCCUCCCCAUCUACCUACCUCCCCAUCUACCUACCUAAACCUACCACCUACAGGGAUGGAUCCAGCAUGAUCUGGUAGGGGGGUGCUCUGCGGCCUACUACCUACCCACCUACCUACCACCUACCUACUAUUGACCUGCCUACCCACCUACAUACCUACCAAUCUAGCCAGCCAUGCACCUACUCAUCUACCUCCCUGCCCACCUACCUACAGUACCUGCUUGCCUGCCCACCUACCUAGCUGCCUGCCCACCUACCUACAGUACCUGCUUGCCUGCCCACCUACCUAGCUGCCUGCCCACCUACCUACCCAUACACAACCAAAUUAUAAUUACCAAUCAACUAAUUUAUUGCUUUUUCAUUUUUCUCUAGAAAAUGAGGUUCACAUCAGCCGUGUUUAUUUUAGUUCAAAUAUUUCUAUCACUCGUCACUGAAUGUGUUCAGGUGGAGGGCGUCCGUUUCUAUCAAACAAAAAGGCAGCCAGGAAGGCAACAAGUGGACAUUGAUAUUUUCAGAAACAUGUUUUCACAUCCAACAAACAGAAAAAAGGUUGUGCUAAUGUGUCGUAAUAAAAACUAUCUUGUCAUGGAGCACGAGAAGCUGAAAGGAUCAACCGAUCCAAAGAUUAUCAAACAAUUUGGUAAGUCUAUCUAUAUUCUGCUUGUGAAAGCUCAUAUCUCUAACUUAAUUUCUACUGCAGUAAGCGUUUCCCCUAGAAGUCCAGUAAGGAACAUUCCUGAUUAGUCAGUGCAGUCAGGUGCAGUGUCAGCCAUGCCUGUAAAAGUUUGUGGAGGUAGCUAAUUUUUGAAUGGAGGUAGGCAUGGCCGAGGAGGUAGGCCUGGGGACAAGAAUAGAUCCUCCAUAUUCUGACAAUCGAAGCUCGGUCACAGAAGUAAAAUUCACAUGCACAUGCGUUUACCAUUGUGACACCAAAAAUAUACUCCUCAAAAUAUUUUUAAUACUUUAAAUGCCUCGCUCUGCAAAUCCUAAAUCUUUCCGGCUGCGCUGUUUUUACCACUGCUGUGAAACGUUUAAUAGAAAUAAGCUUAUUUGCAUAGGAAUGAUAAUGUGUAAAACAAAUUUAUGAAAAAGCUUUGGUAUAUAGAAUUUUAACAUUUUUAAUCAGCUGCAUGGUGCAUUUUAUGCAGUUCACAUUUGAAAGAUAGCUCGCAAAUACAUUGUGAAAACGUAAAGUUUACUAAACUAUAUAUAUUCUAACUUGAAAAGCUGUUUUAUUGAGCCUACGGCUGUUUAAGUGGUUUUAACAGGAUCAUCUAUUGAACAAGCAUAUUCGUUUUGUAGGGAUUCUGUUUUAUGCAUGUAUUUCUUGCCCGGCACAUACUGAUUUUUGAACGCGUUUUCACCCUGUAUAAGAGGCAGCAAUGAAUUCGUAAGAUUUAGAAAUGCAAAACUAAAGCAUUUUUAGUUGCAAUUCCUAACACAAAGUUGCAAGGCAUUUUUUAAUACCAUCGACUGGUGGGGCAUUUACCCCACUGGGCCCCUUCUUCUGCCCCACCACUGAAGAAAAAAAGGCCUAUUGCCCCAAAGCCAGGGCCCUAGGACCUAUUGAAAAGAAGUUUGAAAAACAAAAUUUGUUGGUGAGCGUACAUAAACUUAUGUUGCGUUUGAAUGUUUAGCAGCAAUUUAUUACAAAUUUCACCAUUAAAACUUUGCUUUGAGAAGCUGAGAUUUUUAAAAAAAUGUGUCCUCAGAAUGCAUGCGGAAUUGCUAUCUCAGAGACUCAAAUUUUAAAUAUUUCUUGGGGGCCAUGCACCCACACCCCCGCCCCCUAUAGCUAACUCGUGCCUUGCUGUCUUGGGAGAGGGCAAGGAAAACGGGCCCUUUGGUAGUUUUGCCCCACCGCUGACGAAUCCUUAAAAAAGCGCACUGCAAAGUUGUCAAGGAAGACUGAACUAGCUUCAUUUAUUCAGAAAUUAUAGCUUCAAUACUAGCUUCAUUUAUAAACCCUUACUGAUCCAAUGUUACCACAGCUAACUUUAUUUAUACUUAACUGGAUAGCUCCAUCAGUUCUAAAUUGUUUGCGCAAGAGGUCCAGUAUAAGUGCCAUCUGUUAUACGCCUGUAUUUGCUGAAAAGCUCACUCAUGGCUCACACUCAAAGAGUGCAUGGAGGUUCAAUCUGAGCUUCCCUUGUGUGUCAGUGCUGUUUUUGAAUAGCUGGAGGUUGAGUAGUCACAUAGUAAGGCAAGGGACUGACCUUCAGCUAUUCAAAAAGAGCACUGACACUCAAGGGAAACUCAGAUUGAACCUCCACUCUUUGAGUGUGAGCAUGAGUGAGCUUUUAGAAUACAGACGAUAGUUAUCCAGUGUUAUAACGGUCAGGUGGUGAUUUUUUCACAAACUUAAUAAUAGUUUAGUAAUUUAAGAGAUUUUUAUAUUUAUCAUGAGAUCUGUAUAGUUUCACAGCUUUUGAAACAUUUUAACGACGGUUAAAAAAAUCGCUAUCAGACCUCCGUUACUUCAUAUGCAAACGCCUACAGAUGGAAAAUGAAUUCCAAAGUUUUUACAAAAAGUGUCACGCCGUAUACCUAAAUGAUGCUACGCUUUUCACACGGUCGGCUCAGCGAAGCCUGCAAUUAAAACAGCAGUAUCUUUUGCACACAGUAUGAAGUCAAGUUGUUCGAGAAAUUACUAUCUGUAUAAUACUGCGGUACCGUUUCUCUGCGCUGUAUGAACGAACAGUUGGUAGUCGACACUUGUGUUUACACAAUGAAAUAGGAUUAUCUAGAUUGAACGUUAAAUUGUCUGUAAACAGUUUUGGGGACAGAAUCUAAUGAGUAAAUUUAUGAAAAACAUUCGGUGGGCAAUGAAUAAAUGUUUCAUAUAACGUCAUAUAUAAGUUCAUUAAAUAUGAGUGGAGUGAAUUUUAUCUGCUUUUUAAUUUACAUCAAGUGGAAAUUUUAGUUUGAAAAUAAAUGAAAGAGCCCUAUCUGAUCAACUGAAAAAUGGUUAAUGUUGGGCGGUUGUUAAUUAAAAGUAAAUACCGUAAGCUAAAUAAACCCAGAGGAGUUGCUCUUAUAUGUUAGCGUUAAGGACUGGGUCAAUUUUGCGGGAAAUUGAUGGGCUUUCACAAAUAUUGUAGUUCGUACACAAAACUGAUUUCUGCGCAUGUUAAGCAGAAAUGUCUGUAUUGUUGCCUAGUCGUGUUCAGUAACUUAGUGGAAUGUAACUUCGGUGAACAGUUUUAGUUAACAUGCAUUGAAAUCCACUUUCGUAAAGUUGAAAGCGGAAUAUUGAAUUUGAGUAGGAAUGGGUUUUAAACCAGUUUGAAUAUAUGACUUUUUCUGAAUAAAAAAAGAACGUGAAAAAAUUAGUUUGAUUUCAAGAAUAUUGAAAGUAUAGGAAUAUUGAAUAUUGUAAGGAGAAAUACCCCGGAUAUUACUUCACUCUUUUGCAUCAUAUUCAAGCCUUUCUGAAUGCGCUAUGUGCGUAUUCUUUGUCGUUUCUUUGCGAACAAACAAUCACAACAGCGGACUAAUAUUAAAUCCCCGUGAGCGCUGUGAAUAAUAAUAACAAAAAACAGACGCAAACAAUCAAAUUCACAAAGAAAAACAGCAAGUAGGGUCAAAGUUUUCAUGUUUACAAACGGAAUUAUGUGAACUUUAAUGUGUUUUUGAUGGGAUUAUUGUCCAUAGCGCAGUUUGAAGAUCCGUUCCUGUCUCAUGUUGCUUCGACGCGACCACUGCAUGCGCAUGAAACCGCGUGCUAUUUUUGGUAAACGCGAGAUGGCGAAAUUGCGCGCACUGUUUUACUGUUUGUAUAGGGUGUGUCCGAGGUCAGUGUGGGCCGCAAUAUGAUUUGUCAGUGACCGCUGAGGGCCUGGAGAUGCUUAAACGCAGGGACGCCGGAACGAUGUGAAGGCAAGGGGGGCAGAUUUUCAUGAAAGGGCACUUUUGAAUUGAUAUAUACUAAGAGAUGUUUGCAAAACAUCGGGAGUUGAACUUCGCCCAAUCAUGUUUUCUAUUUUUGGAUGAUAGGGGUGUGAGGGGGUUCUCCGCCAGGCGAUUGCGCUAUUCUUGAAGCUCGAUGACUGCAUUUCUUGCGUUUUCUGAAGCAAAUUCGUAAAAGAAUUGCACUAACAUUUCUGACAAUUCGCUCUUUCGCCAAGGCAAUCCUUUAAAUUGAAAGGGCACCUUUGCCCCCCCCCUUGCCCCUCCUCAUGGUAAAGGGCAACGGGGGCGGCUGCCCCCCCCCCCAGUUCCGGCGUCCCUGCUUAAACGUGAAUAAUAUGGAGUCCAAAAUCUUGAGUAUUUACCCAUAUACCUUACACUAGCAUCACCUUGGAAUAAAUACAUGAACUUGUGGAUAGAGCUCGACAACUGGACUCUGUAGCUCUGUUGUUGGUCAGAGCGCCGCACCUCUAGGAAGGCCCGUUUUAUUCUUCUUCCGAUGGAUGUGAAAGAGUGAAUAAGUUAUGAAUGCUCUGAGUAUAUGUACCCUCAUUUAAACAUUCCUAACUUAUCCACUCGUUCACAUACAUUAGGAGGAGAAAAUUGCACCUAAAAUCAGCAGCAAAAAAUUGCAAGUGUAAACGGGCAUUAACUCUUAAGGCAAAUAGUUUAGAACUGAUGGAGCUAUCCCAUAGAUAUCUUAUAUACACUAGAUAGUGCAUCUAAUUAUUCUGCAAUUCAAAAAUUGAAGCCGUGAUUGCAGUCUCAGGUCGUUCCCAUGAAAUUAGAAGAUUCGUAUUUUUCCUAUUUCUUAAACAGGGAACUUAAACAUUAAGUUAACCCUAUUCCAAAUUCGUUUUUAAACUAUUCAAAUGACGAAAGUUAUUGUUGUUUUUAAGCGUUUAUUAGCAAGUGGGAACGACCAACAUGGCCGCCAUCUAUUCAAAUGGGGGUAACCGCUGGAAUAUUCUUGGCUUCAAUUUUACUAAAAGAGAUGCGCUAUCUAGUGUAUAUAAGAUAUCUAUGAGCUAUCCAGUAUAGUUAGCUGUGGUAACACUACAUCAAUAAGGCACUGGUUGGAAAGCCGCACCGUAAUCGCAGGACCGCCUGUUCGAUUCCUACCAGAGGCCCUAUAUAGUUGCAUUUUUCAAACACCGCACGCUGGUCUAAUCCAGCGAAUUUUCUCCCACUCGUGCGGGCUUAUAUUGUCAGCGGACAUCCACACAAAAUUAGCAACAAUGUAGCACUGUCCAAAACGCAAAGCUUUCAAUAUAAUAUCGGACGCCCGCUGGAAAAAUUACCCUGUUUUUUUCCCUUAAACAAGUUCUACCCUUCUAGAACAGUUAGAAUUGAUAUUAUAUAAUUCAAUUGCAGUGUAUAGCUAAUAUUUUGUUAAGUAUACGAAGUAACAAUCUAUUAAUUCAAACUUGGAUUUUUAAUCUUUUCCUAAUGUUGCCGGCAAGUUGUUGAUCCCAUUCUCGUGGGGUUUUUUUAACAGGAAAAUUUGAGUUGCAGUCGUUUGGUGUGGGAAUUAUGAAAAUUUUUAAUGUGAGGACAAGGAAAUUUAUUGCCUUCGACAAAAGUGGGCGAGCUUAUACAACGGUAAGAAAACGAUAAAACAUGGAAAUAAGUUCACUAUUUAUUGUAAUUAUUAUUCCGCUUACUUGACUGCAGGGGCGUAGGAAGCUUCUAAAAGUUGGGCGGCCAGGCUUUGAGGGGCACUUUUCGCAAAAAAAGGGCAUCUAAAAAUUUUUUCCCGGAAAUGUUGGCGACGGGGGGGGAGGUCAUCAAAAAAAUUUUUCGGACAAACCAAAAAAUUUUCCAGAUAUAUAAUAUUUUUCUCGGAAAUGAUCAAAUUUUUCCGCAAAUAACAUUGAUUCGAGUAUUCAAAAGUGCCCUUUGGGCAGAAAAGACAAUCUUAAUGAAAAUUUUUAACGCAAAAAAGGGCACUUUGCUCCCGGAAAAAGGGCACUUGGCAAAACUCGGGGGGGGGGCUGCCCCCCCCUGAGCCCCCGGUUCCUACGCCCCUGCUUGACUGCAUGCAUGGUGAUGACGUUACUCGGAGAACAUCAUCCAAAACAUACAUAUAUCUACCUUUAUAACAUAAUUACUACGUAUCAGAUUUGAUUGACAGGCGUAUCGAUCUCGACCAAUGGGAAUUUUGCGUUGUGUGGGCAACGCAUAUUUCGUUUCUUGAUAUGUUGUCGACAGGCCCUCCUUUUCUUUCGCAUGCCCGGGAAUCUAAACCCGCGGAAAGGAGGGACCGCUCGCAGUCUAAUAUCGACUUGAGAACAAAUAUCACCUACCAUUUAACGUCCUUAUCCGAGAAGAGGCGAAAGUCUAACCAGUCACUGAUAUCAAUGUAAAGGUAGCACUUUCUCCUCAAUGGACCAUUCCCCAAUUAACCAAAAUUUUGAACUCAACAAGUCUAGACAAAAAUUUCAUCACAGCUUGAAAGAGCAUCACAAAAUUAGUAAUAUUCCAAAGUUUCGUUGCAAAAUGUUGUAAAAUGCGGAUAAUAUAGCCUUGCGAAGUUUGCAAUUUUCAGUCAUUUUAGAUUACAAACGGGAAACGGUUACCACUUCUGUGCGUAAUCUAAAAUGACUGAAAAUCACAAACUUCGCAAGGCUAUAUUAUCCGCAUUUUACAACAUUUUGCCACGAAACUUUGGAAUAUUGCUAAUUUUGUGAUGCUCUUUCAAGCUGUGAUGAAAUUUUUGUUUAGGCUAGUUAAGAUCAAAAUUUUGGAAAAGUGGUAACCAUUUCUCGUUUGUAAUCUAAAAUGACUGAAAAUUGCAAACUUCGCAAGGCUAUAUUAUCCGCAUUUUACAACAUUUCGCAACGAAACUUUGGAAUAUUACUAAUUUUGUGAUGCUCUUUCAUGCUAUAAUGGAAUUUUGUCUAGAUUUGUUGAGAUCAAAAUUUUGGUUAAUUGGGGAAUGGUCCAUUAUUUUAAGACUUUACAGAUACAGAUAUUUCACAGCACACUCCCUAUAUCAGGGAUUUUCAGUGACUGGUUACAUUAUGAAUAGGUAGAUAGAACCGGACUGACGUGAAGCAGACCGAGGUAGGCUUUGUGCUUACAAAUGGCGCUUAAGCAGCCGCUAUUAGUCCAUACCUCAAUAAUGAUCUGUCUCCAGAGUCCAGACCUAUGUGCCUAACCCACCCUGUCAACUUUCCCUGUGGGAGGAAACACGGAGUACCCGGAGAAAACCCACGACUUUCGGCAGAGCGUUGACUUGUACUCUUUUCACAUGAGGACUGGGUUCGAGUCACAUUGAGAAGUUCUCACUGAGAUUUGAACCCACGGCCUUAGAGGUGAAAGGCAAGUGCGCUAACCACUUCGCCACCGAAGCACCUUGAGUCUCUACUGGACCUGGCACCCCCAGCUUGAAAGGCAAGCGUGGUGACCUCGACACCAUUUGAUAGACUAUGAUCUACCCAAGCGAAAUCUCACAGUGUUCUGUUUUCCAUUUCAGCGAAAUAACACACUUGACACUCUGUUCAAGGUGACACAAAGAAACAGUUUAUUCGUGACUUAUCAUUCGCUCGUACACCGCACGCUGGAACACGGCGCGAGACGAAAAUGGUAUUUAGCGAUUAAGGCAAAUGGACGUUUUAAACGACCAUCAAAAACACAUUCAAGACAUCGCAAAUCUAUAGAGUUCCUCCCGCGAGACUGGAGAAAAUAUAAACUACAUUUAAUGAAUUCACGAUAAAUGGAAACGGACUAUACUAUACGGUGCUGUAGUCUAAACCCUCGGUGGACCAAUACAUCCGAAUUCCGAGUUGAGAGCCAAAAUCUUCAAACGUGGCCACGCCCAAUGUACGACAAGGGUAACCAAAUGGGGUACAAAAAAACCAAUUAAACAACGCCUAUAUAAACGUGACUACAAAUGUUAUAUCCAUAUAACGAAAUGCUUUUAACUGGUUUAAAAGUGGUAUACAUAAAAUGCAAUUACUGUAUAGAAAUAAGUUAUAUACUAUGUAGCAAGGGUGACCUUAUUAUUGUAAUAGGUAGGUUUUACUAAGCACGAGCAGAUGGUUGGCAAUCGGUAGAGAUCAGAAUGAGAAAAUAAUGUUAAUAUCUGAGGUGCAGACGUAGUUAGGUAAUGGUUAGGGAUUUGAGUUUCUUGGAUUUAGUUCCGAAUCACGUGAAGAUAUCCAGUCAACACGUGCCCCCACGAACGUCGUGUUCCUUAUCACAAGGAACUACACACGUAAAAAUCUCACAUCUUGUAACAAGUCUGCCAACAAGCCGUCAACAAGAUGUAUUCGCACUGCUUGUCACAAGUUGUCAACAGAUUUGGAACAACUUAUUGACAACUUGUAACAACCUUGUCGAAAUUAUCAGACUUGUUGCAACAUUGUUCUGACAAGUCCGUUACAAGCUUGAUAUAACAAGAUUGUUACAACCUUUUGUCGUCAAUCUUUUGUAACAUCCUUGUUAUAUCAUGGCUGUAACAAACUUGUUAGCACAGUCUUGUAACAAGGCUGAUAAUUCCAUCAAGCUUGUUACAAGUUGUUAACAGUUUGUUUCAAACGCACAAGUUGUUACAAGUCUGCAAACAAGUUGUUACAAAUCUGUUCACAUGCUGUCGACAAGUUGUGUUCGCAAUGCUUGUUCCUAUAGUUGCUGGAACAAGUUUGUAACAAGCUUGAUGAGAUCAGACUUGUAGCAAAGUUGCUCUACCAAGUCUGAUACAGUCGUGAUAUAAUAAGAAUGUUACAAGGUUGACGACACAAGGUUGUAACAAUAUUGUUAUAUCAUGACUGUAUCGGUCUUGUUGGAACAACCUUGCAACAAAACUGAUAGUAUCAACAAGGUUGUUACAAAUUGUUAACAGCUUGUUCCAAACCUGUUAACAACUUGGGACAAGCAGUGCGAGCACAACUAGUUGACGGCUUGUUAGCAGACUUGCUACAUGAUGUGAGAUUUUUACGUUUGUAAGUGUUCGACUGAAAAUUAAGAACCGAGAAGAAUAUGAGCCACAACGCUUUUCAACAUAGUAGUCUUGUACCAAUUUGGCGGCAAAAAUUUCUGGGAUUGUUCAACCAUCUGCUACUCUGAAUGCUUGACAAAAUCCACCAGGACUCAAUUGUACAUACUAAUAUGUUUAGCAAAACAUUGUUCAAUAUAACAAAUAUUAAAGUGAAACUCGAGAAAUUUAUACUGUGUUAAACUCACCAAUAGUAAAAUCACCAAUGUCGUUUUUCUAAUUAAUAAAUAUUACAACGAAUUCUAAAUAGUUCUUGUAAAUGUGGAACAAUUUAGAUUUCGUUAAGCCCUGAUCAGACCAGAAUGAGAAUUGCAUGAGAGUUGAGAAGCGAGAGUUUUGCAUGAGAAUUUUCUCAACUCUCAUCAAAAUUCUCAUGUCCCGGUCAAACGAGAACAAGAGUUGCAUAAGAGUUGAUGAGAGUUGAGAAGCGAGAAUUUGCAUGAGAGUUUUCUCGACUCGCAUCAAAACUCUUGUGUCCUGGUCAAACGAGAACAAGAGUUGCAUGAGAGUUGAUGAAAAUUGAGAAGCGAGAGUUUGCAUGAGAGUUAUCUCAACUCUCAUCAAAACUCUCAUGGCCUGGUCAAACGAGAACAAGAGUUGCAUGAGAGUUGACUGGAUAUUACUGCUCGCGUAGCGAAAACUCUCACCAAAAUCUGAACCAGUUCAAAGCUGAUGAGAGUCGCUGACAGUUGACCGAGGCUUAAAAUCUGAAGUUGCGAUUGGAUAACACACCAGCCUGCAACCGUGGGAUCAGAAGUGUCAUGAAAACAGUUCCCGUUGGCGAUUUGUUUGCUAAACUGGAUAUGUUCCCAUUUUUUAGACUAAACUUCAGACUGUCAGAAAAUUACUUAACACUACACUGCAUCAACUCUCAUCCUCGAAUUGGUUUUCGUCUGUCCAAAUUAUGAGAUCAGUGUCAUUUUUAAUGGUCGCGCGCCAUUACAAGGAAGACCCUGGGGACGAGGUUGGGUCUAUCCAGUUUAUUAUGAGGACAGUUCUGAAAACUGAUCUCGUAACAGACUGGAUGGACCCCAUCAAAAAUGAAGCCAGUUCGAGCGAGAUUUGGAGUAAGUCUAAUCCUCUCGUUUGACCAAGCCUAAACUCUAAACUCGCACACAUUUAUCUGCAGUUCAACUUGUCAAACUUCUAUUAACUAUGGUUCAAUUCCUUAUCAGAGUAUAUCUGAUGCAGUACAAAACGACAUAAGUCAUUUGAAUUCCAGUAUGAUAGAUGCGAUGUUAUAGCGGACCAGUAUUGAGUUCUGUUCUCACAUAAUGUGUAGUCGAUUCGUCUUGAAAGAACU
Molecule: messenger RNA, 12330 nt
Organism: Paramuricea clavata
Lineage: Eukaryota; Metazoa; Cnidaria; Anthozoa; Malacalcyonacea; Plexauridae
Source: the annotation of a GenBank genome assembly